This is a messenger RNA of Patella vulgata (common limpet), 1236 nucleotides long. Its product is annotated as peroxidase-like protein 3. NCBI's taxonomy places the organism in Eukaryota, Metazoa, Mollusca, Gastropoda, Patellidae. The transcript has 8 exons. The coding region runs from base 1 to 1236 and encodes 411 amino acids. The record is from RefSeq and is a predicted model, not a curated record. Gene Ontology annotation, molecular function: heme binding; peroxidase activity. Gene Ontology annotation, biological process: response to oxidative stress.
AUGUACCAAGCUCAAUUGUCAGCCAUGAAGAGAGAUUAUCAGCUGAGAGAGACUACUGUAGAAAUAUCAACUAUGGGUCUAGGGAGUGUCAACCCAUACUUUGGUUUUGCUGCGUUUGGUGGUGAUGCUGCAGAUGCCGAUUUUGGUGGUGGUGGUGAUACUGAAUUUGAUGCUCCAUGCUCAGACUCCGAUCGACUUUACAGAAAUAUUACUGGUUAUUGUAAUAAUAUAAGACGACCAACACAGGGCGAAGAAAAUCCAAGAGAACAACAGAAUCUGUUAACAGCUUUUAUUGAUGGUUCCAGUGUAUAUGGUAGUGAUGUAGAGACAGAAGAAAGAUUAAGGGGUAGAAAUGAAAUUCGAUUGCAUAAUACUAUUGUGCAAAAAUUGGAUGACAAUACGGAUUGGGAUGGUGAGCGACUAUAUCAAGAAACUAGAAAAAUCGUUGGCGCUAUUUUACAGAGGAUUACUUACCUCGAAUUCCUGCCAGAAAUAUUCAAUAAAAGAACUUUACGAAAAUAUAAUUUGAAAGACGGAAACUAUAAAUAUAAUAUCAACAUUGAUCCCAGUAUAGCCAAUGUUUUUGCCACGGCAGCUUUCAGAUUUGGUCAUUCUUUGAUUCCGGAUUUCUUAGUCAUAGAUGGCGAGAAGGUCCGCUCUCGAAAAUUGUUCAACAACCCUAAAUUUAUAUUUGAAAAGCUGAAAGCUUUGGUUAAGAGUGUCUUAUAUAAUCCAAGUGAAACGGUGGAUCGUUUCCUAACAAAAGAAAUUACAGAUCAUUUGUUUGAAGUUGAUGAUCUGUCUUUUGAUUUAGCUGCAUUUAAUAUACAAAGAGGAAGGGAUCAUGGGUUACCUCCUUAUAACACCUUUAGAAGGCUCUGUGGGUUAAAUCCAGUUGUGACAUUCUACUCCAAGCAGUUAGGGUCAGGGGGGGGGGCUGCUAUGGCUAGAAUAUACAGGACUGUAGAUGACAUUGAUGUAUUUGCAGGAGGUUUAGCUGAACCACCACUCCGGGGUUCUCAACUAGGUCCAACCUUCACUUGUAUUUUGGCUCAACAAUUCAGAGAUCUUAAAUUUGGCGAUAGUUUCUGGCAUGAAACCAAGGAUCGUAAACGAGGAUUUAAAUCAGAUCAGCUUGAAUCACUAAAACGAAUAUCUCUGGCUAAAAUUAUUUGUGAAGAAAUUGGGUUAGAUAGAAUACAGAGGAAUCCAUUCCGUGUUGUAACAAACGGGUGA